AUGAGCGCGGUUCAGCAGGCGAACGAAGCGGAGAAGAACAUUGAGAUAUGGAAGAUCAAGAAGCUCAUCAAGCGGCUUGAGGCUGCGCGAGGAAACGGAACGUCCAUGAUCUCUCUCAUCAUUCCUCCCAAGGAUCAGGUCUCCCGAGCAGCGAAGAUGUUGGCCGAAGAAUUUGGAACCGCGUCCAACAUCAAAUCGCGCGUCAACCGUCUUUCUGUGCUUUCCGCCAUUACAUCCACCCAACAACGUCUCAAGCUCUACAACAAGGUUCCUCCGAAUGGCUUGGUUGUGUACUGUGGUGAAAUCAUAACGUCCGAAGGAAAGGAACGUAAGAUUAAUAUCGACUUCGAGCCAUUCAAGCCCAUCAAUACAUCACUAUACCUUUGUGACAACAAAUUUCACACCGAAGCCUUGAGCGAACUGCUCGAGUCCGACCAGAAGUUUGGUUUUAUCAUCAUGGACGGUAACGGGGCGCUCUUUGGUACAUUGAGUGGUAAUACAAGAGAAAUUCUCCAGAAGCUCAGCGUCGAUCUACCCAAGAAGCACGGCCGUGGUGGUCAGUCCGCCCUUCGUUUUGCACGUCUACGAGAGGAAAAGCGUCACAACUAUGUGCGAAAGAUUGCCGAGUUGGCUGUGCAAAACUAUAUCACCAAUGACAGAGUCAAUGUCGCCGGUAUCAUCCUCGCCGGUUCUGCCGAUUUCAAAAACGACUUGAACCAGUCGGAUAUGUUCGACCAGCGACUCCAGGCAAAGGUCAUCAAGGUCGUUGACGUCUCAUAUGGUGGUGAGAAUGGUUUCAACCAGGCCAUUGAGCUUUCGGCCGAGACUUUGAGCAAUGUGAAGUUCGUCCAGGAGAAAAAGCUCAUUGGGAAGUAUUUCGAGGAAAUCAGUCAAGACACAGGAAAAGUCUGCUACGGUGUUGAAGAUACCCUAAAGGCAUUGGAACUUGGAGCAUGCGAGACGCUGAUCGUAUAUGAGAAUCUGGACGUCACCAGAUGGGUUCUCAAGAACUCCGAGGGUGCCGAAGUUGUCGUCCACACGACCAAAGCUCAAGAGGAAAAUAAGGAGUUUUUCCUGGACAAGGAAACCGGCACCGAAAUGGAGGUUGUGGAUCAAGGCUCCUUCCUUGAAUGGCUUGCUGAAGGCUACAAGGACUUUGGAGCCACCCUGGAGUUCGUUUCGGACAAGUCGAGCGAAGGCAACCAGUUUGUCAAGGGCUUCGGUGGUAUUGGAGCAAUCCUCCGGUACAAAGUCAAUUUUGAACAACUUGCUGAUUAUUCUGACGAAGAUGAAUUCUACGACGGGAGCGAGGAUGAAAAGCCAGAAGUUCCCAAUUCGGGUCUUUUGACGGCUCGCCCGAUGCACCACCAAGGCGGCUCCGAAGGCGAAACCGUCGCUUUCACGGUAGAUACCGUGAUGCGACCUGGACAAAGCUUUGUGCAGAUGCUCAGAGGGCCAUCCCAGCUCCGUAAAAUGGUCACCGAAGUUGCCUAG
Messenger RNA from Aspergillus mulundensis, 1494 nucleotides. Its product is annotated as translation termination factor eRF1. The coding region runs from base 1 to 1494 and encodes 497 amino acids. NCBI's taxonomy places the organism in Eukaryota, Fungi, Ascomycota, Eurotiomycetes, Eurotiales, Aspergillaceae. The transcript has 5 exons. The record is from RefSeq and is a predicted model, not a curated record. Gene Ontology annotation, molecular function: sequence-specific mRNA binding; translation release factor activity, codon specific. Gene Ontology annotation, cellular component: translation release factor complex; cytosol. Gene Ontology annotation, biological process: cytoplasmic translational termination.